GCGUAAAGCUUUUUUUACAUCUGGCAACACUGUAAUGUUUUCUUCUUAGUAUUUUUUGACUUUAUUCCUACUAAAAUCGGCACAUAUAUUGCGAAAUGUCGAGAUUUCUGUUGAACAAAAGAUUUGUUCCCAGUCUGCUCCAGCAAGACUUCGUGCUCGCCGGCUCAUGGAUUCCGUCCCAAUCUCGAAGGGGAAAGGCCUCGACACCCAUAAACAUGUGUGUUAUGUUUGUGCCCCAGCAAGAGGCCUGGGUGGUGGAGCGCAUGGGUCGGUUUCAUAGGAUUCUGGACCCCGGCCUGAACAUUCUGGUGCCGGUGGCCGACAAAAUCAAAUACGUGCAGAGCCUGAAGGAAAUCGCCAUCGAUGUCCCAAAGCAGAGUGCCAUUACCUCCGACAACGUCACCCUGAGUAUCGACGGCGUGCUCUACUUGCGAAUCAUCGAUCCGUACAAAGCCUCGUACGGCGUGGAGGAUCCGGAGUUUGCCAUCACACAACUGGCCCAGACGACCAUGAGAUCGGAGCUGGGCAAGAUGUCCAUGGACAAGGUCUUUCGCGAGAGGGAGUCCCUGAACGUCAGCAUCGUGGACUCGAUCAACAAGGCCAGCGAAGCCUGGGGCAUCGCCUGUUUGCGUUACGAGAUCCGUGAUAUUCGACUUCCCACUAGGGUCCACGAGGCCAUGCAGAUGCAGGUGGAGGCUGAGAGGCGGAAAAGAGCGGCCAUCCUGGAAUCUGAGGGAGUUCGCGAGGCGGAAAUCAACAUAGCCGAGGGCAAGCGGAAGUCCAGGAUUCUAGCCUCCGAGGCCGAGCGGCAGGAGCACAUCAACAAGGCCAGUGGCGAGGCAGCUGCCAUUAUUGCCGUGGCGGAUGCCAGGGCCCGCAGUCUGCUGGCCAUCGCCAAGUCCCUGUCCCAUCUGGAUGGACAAAAUGCAGCUUCCCUCACGCUGGCCGAGCAAUACAUUGGGGCCUUCAAGAAGCUGGCCAAGACGAAUAACACCAUGAUCUUGCCCUCCAAUCCUGGCGAUGUCAAUGGCUUCGUGGCCCAGGCCCUGGCGGUGUACAAUCACGUUUCCCACUCGAACCAAGCGACCAAGUCUUCGGAGAGCGUUAAGGGUGUGGGCACCUGUUUAAACGCCAAGAAUGUCGAGUACAAGGAGUUGCAGGAGGAUAAAAACAGUGUAAAAAUGAAUAUUGAAUAGGAAUGAAUAAAAGGUUGUUGCUAUUACAUUUGCA
This is a messenger RNA of Drosophila gunungcola (fruit fly), 1230 nucleotides long. It is a transcript of the gene Stoml2, whose product is annotated as stomatin-like protein 2, mitochondrial. The transcript has 7 exons. Lineage: Eukaryota; Metazoa; Arthropoda; Insecta; Diptera; Drosophilidae. Bases 96 to 1196 code for a protein of 366 amino acids. Gene Ontology annotation, cellular component: membrane. The record is from RefSeq and is a predicted model, not a curated record.